This is a messenger RNA of Frankliniella occidentalis (western flower thrips), 2493 nucleotides long. RefSeq lists its product as uncharacterized. Bases 342 to 2264 code for a protein of 640 amino acids. NCBI's taxonomy places the organism in Eukaryota, Metazoa, Arthropoda, Insecta, Thysanoptera, Thripidae. The record is from RefSeq and is a predicted model, not a curated record. The transcript is spliced from 2 exons.
AGGAGUGCGGGCGCUGUCGUGGAGCACGACGCGAGGUCCUCUUCCUUUUAUAUUUUCGCGCCUUAUGCGCCCAGCGUGGACGAGCCCUAUUAGUUUAGCUAGGCACCCCUGUUCUGAGGCUAGUUCGAUGGCUGGCGAGUGCAUCUCGGGGAGGGCUGAUAAGGCCAGGGCGGCUCUGCAGCCCUGGGCCGAGCCGGUCUCUCCCGGGGCGCUGUAUCGUCAGUCGUCGGCAAGCUCCAGCCUGGGUCAGAUCACCGUUUGCUCCGUAUCACAUCCAAGUUACUCUGCUAUUUUUUCUUUUCUGCCGCCUUUUGAGCGCAGUAGCUUUUUAAUCACUUAACAUGACCCUCGCUCGGCUUGUCGCGGCUAUGGUGCUGGUGGCUACCCUUGUUGGCCACCUACCUGCACUCGGUGACGACGUUGCUGUCGUAGAGACCAAGGCAGUGCACGUGACUGCGACCAACCAUCUAGUCGCAACCGGUUACUUUGACGUGUCCUUCGUCAUGCACUUGCCAAAUACGACGAUUGAGGCGGCACCGAGUACACAAUUCCACUGUGUAUCAAUGCUACCUGAUUGGCCAGAGUAUUGUUCUGUGUUUGACCAACUGGAUAAUUCAAGCACGGCCAUUCUGCUGGAAUUAGGUAAAGUGUUGUCUUUCGAAGACAAAGUACCGCUGAAGCCGCGCCGAUCUCUGUUGCCGUUCCUUGGUGAGUUCCGUAGGUGGUUGGAAGGAACUGCUACGGAACGCCAACUAGACUCCGUUAUUACGUCGGUAAACAAGCUGGGCACGGCUUUCAACGCUCUGCAAAUAUCUCAGUCAGAAAUUGUUAACAUAACUAGGAUUAAUGCUGUCAAAAUAGAGUCUGCCAAUGCAGCCAUCCGCAAGGAUCUCCAAUCUUACCAUACUGCUAUAUCUCAACUUGCCAACGCCAUUCUUGAACAUAAAGAUCAAAUGAAUUACGUCCUUAAAAGAUUGUUACUUUCAAUUGUUGUAAAUUCUAGAAUAAGUCUAUUCCAAACGCAUUUGUCCACUAUACGAUCUGUCCAUGCUUCAUGCCGUAACGGGCGCCUCAGCAGCCUAGUUGUGCCCGAGGCCAAACUUCACGAAGUCUUGCUCAACAACACCGCUAAUCUCUAUGCAAACAGUGUUAAAUUCCUACUUAAUUCCAUUUCUCAAUAUUAUGAUUUCGCCUUAGCCUCCUGUACCAUGGUUGAACCUUCAAUUAUAAAUAUCACUCUACCCGUACCGGUCACCUCUGCCCGGUCCGCCUGGAGAGCGUUUGACGUUACUCCGCUUAAAUUCCUCAGUACUUCACUUACUUGUCAAAUUGUUGAGCGGCCUCUCCGUUUUGCCUCGGAUGGCGUGCACCUACGCGCGCUGGCUGAUCCCGUUCUUAUAGGUUCGUCAUCCGUUUAUUUGUUGCCUAGAUUUCACUCACCGUCUGGGAUCGAUGUAUGCUUACAUGAUCUUUUUCACAUUAAUAACGUGUCUAGUAUCAGUAAGAAGUGCCCAAUGAUGUGCAAUGAUAUCACUCAAACAACCGUUCAGUUGUUAAACAGCUCCACUUUUUCUAUUCUUAAUCCGAGGUAUCCUGUACAAAUUAUAUGUCUGGAUCAAAUGGUUAGAAUCUUAUAUCCGAUAAAUUCCGGUAGGUACGAGGUAUCGCUACCCUGUGAGUGUGCGGCGCAAGACAUGUCUCCAAAACAAGAAAUUAUAAUCCACCCUCGCUCAGCCUGCAUUGCCACCCAAUCCAUGCACGUGGAUGCUUCCUGGGCGGGUGACCGAUUGUCAUCCGUCGAGUUAUUUGUGCCGAAGUCUCACGUUGCGGCAGUCUUGGCCUCGAACUUGACUUUGGCGCCCCUGAUGCUCGUUACCCCUUCCCCGCUGCCCAGCGACUCCCACUGGGAAAACCUACCCCUGGUUGGCGGUGGGAAGGUGGAAUACGUUAUAUGGUCCAUCCUCUGUGUGCUGGCACUACUGGGUUCCUGCUGGUUCCUGGAGUCCCGCUUUCAAAUCUUCAGUGGAUGUUGGCGUGUUGGGUUGUGUGCGUGGCGGUGGUGCUGUGUUCGAAAAUCGACAGCAUCUCCGUCACCGCCGCCCCGUGCCAAGGACCAGAGUCACCAUACUUCCGAGGACAUCGAGAUGGAAGAAAGGGCAGUUAAGGCUACUGCUGCGCUGCGGCAGAACCGCCUUGCUCAGAGUUCCCUUUCUCUUGACGAGUUGCACACAUCGAGGGAAGUCCAGCGGUCAGAUCAAUCGUAAAGACAUGUGACUGAUCAGAGACCGGCACUGUGACGUCAGUCUUAAAGUCAGUGUUCGGCUCUGCUGGUGAGCUUGCCUCGCCAGUGCUGGCCCACCGGUGUGUUACGUUGGGAGCGUGUCGUGCUGCAUACGCACAAUUGUAUAUAUUCUUUUUCUUUCCUUCUUCGGUGAGACGUCACCAUUUUCUGUAAAUAGUUCCUUUUUCUUUGCGUUCCUCGUACAAUCGGAU